AUGAUAACCUCAAUCCUGCUGGGCAAAAAGAGGAUGAUUCUAUCAGCUAUGGUAACAGCUGGCAAGUGCCUGGUGGUGCUAGCCCUGCCAUGUCCAAGCAACAGUCAUUACGAGCAAUGUGGUACAUCAUGUCCAGCCACAUGUUCAAACCCAGGAUUCCCAUCCAUUUGCAAUCUCCCCUGUGCUGAGGGAUGUGUCUGUGACAAAGGAUAUGUACUUCUAGAUAGGAAAUGUGUUCCAGAUUCACAGUGCCAAGGGUGCUGGGAUGGAGAUAAACAUUAUCCUUUAGGCUCUGAAUUCUGGACAGAUGACACUUGUUCUGUGCAAUGCAGUUGUCCAUCAACAGGAAGUGGAUUAGAGUGUCAUCCAGCUUCUUGCCCAGCUGACAAAUACUGUGGCAUAAACAAUGGAAAACCUGACUGCUAUGACCUAACUUUUGGUAACUGCAUCAUCUAUGGAGAUCCACAUUACACUACAUUUGAUAAAGAAGUUCAUCACUUUAUGGGAGUGUGCACCUAUACACUCUCAAAACUCUGUAGUAAUUCCACUUCUUCUCUGCCAUAUUUUAAUGUGGAAGCAAAGAAUGAACAUCGUGGCAACCCAACAGUGUCAUAUGUGCAAAAAGUUAUAGUAGAUGUCUAUGAUCAUCGAAUAACAAUUGUGAAAAAUGAACCUAAUCGUGUCCAGGUAAAUGGUGUUUGGGCAAUUCUUCCAGUCAAUUUGCUAAAUGGAUCUUUAACAGUAACCCGAAGUGGAAGAUAUGUCUUGUUAGAGACUGAUUUCAAACUCACAGUUGCAUAUGAUAAUGAUUAUACAGCGGAGGUGAAUGUCCCAAGCACCUAUUUCAAUCAAACCUGUGGAAUGUGUGGAAACCUUAAUGGGGACAGAAUAGAUGACUUCAUGAUGCCUAAUGGACAACAAGCACAAAACUCUAAUCAACUUGGAGACAGCUGGAAAGUAGAUGAUGAUGACCCAUCGUGCACGCCAGUUCCUCCACCUCCAAUUUGUCCACCCGAGCAGGAAGAGUUUUAUACGAGAGAUACCUACUGUGGCCUUAUAACAAGUAAAGAUGGUCCAUUCCAGGCUUGCCAUUCUGUAAUCAACCGAGACAGAUUCCUGAGUGGCUGUGUGUUUGACCUGUGUGUCCUUGGUGAUGCUGCUCUGUGCACUGCAUUAGCGACAUAUGCUGAUGCCUGCCAACGGGCUGGAAUUAGCAUUACUUGGAGAAACUCAACAUUCUGCCCCCUCGAGUGUCCUGCUAACAGUCACUAUAACCCAUGCUCAAGUGCCUGUCCUGCCACCUGUGUGGAUCAAACUGCGUCAAACAAUUGCAGCAAGCCAUGCAUUGAGGAUUGUGAGUGUAAUCUUGGCUUUGUUCUAAGUGGAAGCACCUGUGUUUCUGUCAGUGACUGUGGAUGCUUUUACAAUGGCAAAUACUAUCAGAAAGGAGACACGUUCUGGCAAGGAGAAUGUGAUGGGCAAUGUACAUGUUUUGGAAACAACAAUGUGACCUGCAAUGACAAGCAAUGUGGACCCAAUGAAAUAUGCAAAGUUCAGGGUGGUGUUCUAGGAUGCACCCAGGCAGACUUUACCAUCUGUCAUAUUCAUGGUGACCCUCACUACAUCACAUUUGAUGGCAAACUGUACCAUUUCCAAGGAGCUUGUACUUAUACCACUGUGGAGACCUGUAAAAACUCAUCUGUUGACUUCUCAGUCACAACGAGGAAUGAGCACAGAGGAAGCUUGACCUGGACAGCUUUGAAUUCAGUUGCUCUUAGAAUCGGAGACCUGCACAUUGUCCUGGGCAAGAACAAAAUAGUUUACGUCAAUGGAAGCCAGGUUACUUUGCCAGUAAAUUCAAUCCCUGGUAUCUCAAUAUAUUUAAGUGGUUCCUAUGUUGUUCUCCAAGCUGACAUUGGCCUUGAAGUAAAAUUUGAUGGAGACCAUGAACUUUUUGUUAAAGUGCAUGAGAAGUUCAAAGGGCAGCUCUGUGGUCUUUGUGGCACCUAUACUGAUAAUAUACUGGAUGAUUUCCUAAUGCCUAAUGGUUUUCUGGCCUUUAACUCAAAUGAGUUUGGUAACAGCUGGCGGGUACCAGAUGAUGAUUGGGUGUGUGAAGAUGAUGUGGUUGAUCCUCCCCCGUGUAAUGCUGCUGAUGAGAAACAAUAUGAAGAGCAAUGCAAAAUCAUUUUAUCAGGCAAUGGUCCUUUCAAGGAAUGUCACUUUUACAUCCUCCCUCAGAUAUACUUUGAGAGCUGCGUCUAUGAUCAAUGUGCCACAGGAGGAGACCUAGAACAGUUCUGCAAUGCCUUAGAAUCUUACGCUGCUGCCUGUGAGGGUGCUGGUGUUAACCUUGGAGACUGGAGAAAGGGCACUGUCUGCGAUGCAAGCACUCCUACCACAGCAUCUACAUAUAGAACAACCACCCCAACCACUGUCACCACAGAAUAUCCUGAAAAGUGUCAAAUGGUCUGCUCAUUUGAUGUGGAUCUUUGCUCUUGGAAACAGUCAACAUCAGAUGAUAUUGAUUGGAUACGUCACAGAGGACCAACUGCAUCUAGCCUGACUGGACCCUCCUUUGACCAUACAACAGGAAAUGGUUUCUAUAUUCAUAUUGAUGGCCGUAAUUCAGCACCUGGAGAUGUUGCUCAAUUAGAAAGUCCUGAGUGUGAAAUUAAUGGGCCUCACUGUUUACGUUUCUGGUACCAUAUGUAUGGUGUGGCAAGGUCCAUGGAACUGAGAGUCUACAUUUUAAGAAAUGCAGUUCUGCAGCUUGUUUCUUCACAGCAGGGCAACAAAGGUGACUUAUGGCGUUUAGAAGAAGUCUCCCUGCCAAAUUCAGGUAGCAUUCAGAUCUUUAUACAAGGUGUUAGAGGUGAAGAUUAUCGUAGUGAUGUUGCUGUUGAUGAUAUCUCUUUUGUCUCUGGACAUUGUGUGGCUCCUACUACCUCUACAACAACCAGAACCACCACAACGACUACCCAAGCCCCACUUCCUCCAGGGUCCUGUGUAAUAUCUGGUGAUCCUCACUACCAAACCUUUGAUAAUCAGCUUCACCACUUUAUGGGAACCUGCAUUUACACUUUAUCAAAAGUGUGUGAGGAUGAUGGACACCUGACAUUUUUCAAUGUGGAAGCAGCAAAUGAGCAUAGAGGGAGCAACACUAAAGUAUCCUAUGUUAAGUAUGUGAAUGUGGAUGUUCAUGGAUACAGGAUCACACUGGAGAAAGAAAGGCAGGUUAAGGUGGAUGGAAUAUCUGUGGUUUUACCAGUCACCCUUACACCAGGAGUUAACAUCUUCCUCAGUGGAAAAAAUGUCCGUGUCACAACAACAUUUGGCCUGAGUGUGAUGUUUGAUGGAAAUCACAGGGUGGAAGUGAUAAUCCCAGGUCAUUAUGGAAAUAAAGUGUGCGGAAUAUGUGGGAAUUUCAAUGGAAAUAUAACUGAUGACUUCUUGAACCCAGAUGGAGAAUUAGAGUCAAACUCUGCUGAUCUUGGUAACAGUUGGCAAGUUGACAAUGACACAAGCUGUUCUCCAGGGACAGUCCAUACCCCAGAUUGUACAGAUGAUGAGAACAAUGUAAUUUCUAGUAACAACUUCUGUGGACUCAUAACUGACACAAAUGGCCCAUUCAGAGAAUGUCACACUGUAAUAAACCCAAAUGUGUAUUUUACUAACUGUCUCUAUGACAUGUGUGAACUGAACAUGGAUCCAGAAUCUCUGUGCAACAGUCUCCAAUCAUAUGCAGAAGCUUGCCAGUCCAAUGGGAUAACCAUACACCCAUGGAGGAACGAGACUUUUUGUCCUCUUCAAUGCUCAUCCAACAGUCAUUACGAGCAAUGUGGUACAGCCUGUCAAGCUACUUGUGUAAACCCAGGAUCGCCAUCCACAUGUACACUUCCCUGUACUGAAGGAUGUUUCUGUAACCCAGGAUAUGUUCUCUAUGACAAGAAGUGUGUCCCAGUUGGCCAGUGUGGGUGUUGGGAUGGUGACAAACAUUAUCCUGUGGGCUCUGAAUUCUGGACAGAUGACACUUGCUCUACACACUGCAGAUGUCCAUCAGCAGGUGGGGGAUUAAUAUGUAGUUCUGCUUCUUGUCCACCUGAUAAGUACUGUGGCAUAACAAAUGGAAAACCUGGCUGUUAUGAUUUGACAUUUGGCAACUGCGUUAUCUAUGGAGACCCUCAUUAUAACACUUUUGACAAAGAAGUUCAUCAUUUCAUGGGAGUAUGCACCUACACACUUUCCAAGUUUUGCAGAAAUUCAACUACUCCUCUGCCAUAUUUUAAUGUUGAAGCCAAGAAUGAACAUCGUGGAAACCCAACAGUGUCAUAUGUACAAAAAGUUAUGGUAGAUGUUUACAAUAACAGGAUAACAAUUGUGAAAAAUGAACCUCACCGUGUAAUGGUAAAUGGUGCUUGGACAACUCUUCCAGUCAUUUUAGUUAAUGGAUCCUUGACAGUGACCCGAAGUGGACGUUAUAUACGGGUGGAAACAGAUUUCAAACUCACAGUUUCAUAUGACACUGAUCAUACAGUGGAGGUAAAUGUUCCAACCACCUACUUCAAUCAGACUUGUGGAAUAUGUGGUAAUCUCAAUGGAGACAGAAAGGACGACUUCAUGAUGCCUAAUGGACAACAAGCACAGAACUCUAAUCAGCUGGGAGACAGCUGGAAAGUGGAUGACGAUGAUCCAUCAUGCACACCGGUUCCUCCACCUCCAAUUUGUCCACCAGAGAAGGAAGAGUUUUAUAAGAGCGAUACAUAUUGUGGCCUUAUAACAAGUAAAGAUGGUCCAUUCCAUUCUUGCCAUUCUGUAAUCAACCCAGACAGAUUCUUGAGUGGCUGUGUGUUCGAUCUGUGUGCCCUUGGUGAUGCUGCUCUGUGCAAUGCAUUAGAGGCAUAUGGUGAUGCCUGCCAAGGGGCUGGAAUUAGCAUCACUUGGAGAAACUCAACAUUCUGCACUCUCAAGUGUCCUGCUAACAGUCACUAUAACCCAUGCUCCAGUGCAUGUCCUGCCACUUGUCUGGACCAGACUGCAUCAAAUAACUGCAGCAAGCCAUGCAUUGAAAGCUGCCAGUGUGAUGAUGGCUUUGUGCUUAGUGGAAGUACUUGUGUUCCUGUCAGUGAUUGUGGAUGUCUUUACAAUGGCAAAUAUUAUCAGAAAGGAGACAUAUUCUGGCAAGGAGACUGUGAAGGACAAUGUACAUGUGUUGGAAAUAACCAUGUGGACUGCAAUGAUAAGACAUGUGAACAUGAUGAAAUAUGCAAAGUUCAAGGUGGUAACCUAGGAUGCUACAAGGCAGACACCACUAUUUGCCAUAUCCAUGGAGACCCACACUACAUCACAUUUGAUGGCAAACUGUACCAUUUUCAAGGAGCUUGUACUUAUACCACUGUGGAGACCUGUAAGAAUUCAUCUGUCAACUUCUCAGUCACAACAAGGAACGAGCAUAGAGGCAGCUUGGCUUGGACAGCUUUGAAUUCAGUUGCUGUUCGCAUUGGGGAUCUGCAUGUUAUCCUAGCCAAGAACAAAAUAGUUUAUGUGAAUGGAAGCCAGGUUACUUUGCCAGUAAAUUCAAUCCCUGGUAUCUCAAUAUAUAUAAGUGGUUCUUAUGUUGUUCUCCAAAGUGACAUUGGCCUUGAAGUCAAAUUUGAUGGAGACCAUGAACUUUUUGUUAAAGUACAUGAGAAGUUCAAAGAGCAGCUCUGUGGUCUUUGUGGCACCUAUACUGAUAAUAUACUGGAUGAUUUCCUAAUGCCUAAUGGUUUACUGGCCUUUGACUCAAAUGAGUUUGGAAACAGCUGGCGAAUUCCUGAUGACGACUGGGUGUGUGAAGAUGAUGUGGUUGAUCCUCCCCCUUGUAACCCUGCUGAUGAGAAACAAUAUGAAGAGCAAUGCAAAAUCAUUUUAUCAGGCAAUGGUCCUUUCAAGGAAUGUCACUUUUACAUCCUCCCUCAGAUAUACUUUGAGAGCUGCGUCUAUGAUCAAUGUGCCACAGGAGGAGACCUAGAACAGUUCUGCAACGCCUUAGAGUCUUAUGCUGCUGCAUGUGAGGGUGCUGGUGUUAACCUUGGAGACUGGAGAAAGGGCACUGUCUGCGAUGCAAGCACUCCUACCACAGCAUCUACAUAUAGAACAACCACCCCAACCACUGUCACCACAGAAUAUCCUGAAAAGUGUCAAAUGGUCUGCUCAUUUGAUGUGGAUCUUUGCUCUUGGAAACAGUCAACAUCAGAUGAUAUUGAUUGGAUACGUCACAGAGGACCAACUGCAUCUAGCCUGACUGGACCCACCUUUGACCAUACAACAGGAAAUGGUUUCUAUAUUCAUAUUGAUGGCCGUAAUUCAGCACCUGGAGAUGUUGCUCAAUUAGAAAGUCCUGAGUGUGAAAUUAAUGGGCCUCACUGUUUACGUUUCUGGUACCAUAUGUAUGGUGUGGCAAGGUCCAUGGAACUGAGAGUCUACAUUUUAAGAAAUGCAGUUCUGCAGCUUGUUUCUUCACAGCAGGGCAACAAAGGUGACUUAUGGCGUUUAGAAGAAGUCUCCCUGCCAAAUUCAGGUAGCAUUCAGAUCUUUAUACAAGGUGUUAGAGGUGAAGAUUAUCGUAGUGAUGUUGCUGUUGAUGAUAUCUCUUUUGUCUCUGGACAUUGUGUGGCUCCUACCACCUCUACAACAACCAGAACCACCACAACGACUACCCAAGCCCCACUUCCUCCAGGGUCCUGUGUAAUAUCUGGUGAUCCUCACUACCAAACCUUUGAUAACCAGCUUCACCACUUUAUGGGAACCUGCAUUUACACUUUAUCAAAAGUGUGUGAGGAUGAUGGACACCUGACAUUCUUCAAUGUGGAAGCAGCAAAUGAGCACAGAGGAAGCAACACUAAAGUAUCCUAUGUUAAGUAUGUGAAUGUGGAUGUUCAUGGAUACAGGAUCACACUGGAGAAAGAAAGGAAGGUUAAGGUGGAUGGAAUAUCUGUGGUUUUACCAGUCACCCUUACACCAGGAGUUAACAUCUUCCUCAGUGGAAAUAAUGUCCGUGUCACAACAACAUUUGGCCUGAGUGUGAUGUUUGAUGGAAAUCACAGGGUGGAAGUUAUAAUCCCAGGUCAUUAUGGAAAUAAAGUGUGCGGAAUAUGUGGGAAUUUCAAUGGAAAUAUAACUGAUGACUUCUUGAACCCAGAUGGAGAAUUAGAGUCAAACUCUGCUGAUCUUGGUAACAGUUGGCAAGUUCAAAAUGACACAAGCUGUUCUCCAGGGACAGUCCAUACCCCAGAUUGUACAGAUGAUGAGUACAAUGUAAUUUCUAGUAACAACUUCUGUGGACUCAUAACUGACACAAAUGGCCCAUUCAGAGAAUGUCACACUGUAAUAAACCCAAAUGUGUAUUUUACUAACUGUCUCUAUGACAUGUGUGAACUGAACAUGGAUCCAGAAUCUCUGUGCAACAGUCUCCAAUCAUAUGCAGAAGCUUGCCAGUCCAAUGGGAUAACCAUACACCCAUGGAGGAACGAGACUUUUUGUCCUCUUCAAUGCUCAUCCAACAGUCAUUAUGAGCAAUGUGGUACAGCCUGUCCAGCUACUUGUGUAAACCCAGGAUCGCCAUCCACAUGUACACUUCCCUGUACUGAAGGAUGUUUCUGUAACCCAGGAUAUGUUCUCUAUGACAAGAAGUGUGUUCCAGUUGGCCAGUGUGGGUGUUGGGAUGGUGACAAACAUUAUCCUGUGGGCUCUGAAUUCUGGACAGAUGACACUUGCUCUACACACUGCAGAUGUCCAUCAGCAGGUGGGGGAUUAAUAUGUAGUUCUGCUUCUUGCCCACCUGAUAAGUACUGUGGCAUAACAAAUGGAAAACCUGGCUGUUAUGAUCUGACAUUUGGCAACUGCGUUAUCUAUGGAGACCCUCAUUAUAACACUUUUGACAAAGAAGUUCAUCAUUUCAUGGGAGUAUGCACCUACACACUUUCCAAGUUUUGCAGAAAUUCAACUACUCCUCUGCCAUAUUUUAAUGUUGAAGCCAAGAAUGAACAUCGUGGAAACCCAACAGUGUCAUAUGUACAAAAAGUUAUGGUAGAUGUUUACAAUAAUAGAAUAACAAUUGUGAAAAAUGAACCUCACCGUGUCAUGGUAAAUGGUGCUUGGACAACUCUUCCAGUCAUUUUAGUUAAUGGAUCCUUGACAGUGACCAGAAGUGGACGUUAUAUACGGGUGGAAACAGAUUUCAAACUCACAGUUUCAUAUGAUACUGAUCAUACAGUGGAGGUAAAUGUUCCAACCACCUACUUCAAUCAAACUUGUGGAAUAUGUGGUAAUCUCAAUGGAGACAGAAAGGACGACUUCAUGAUGCCUAAUGGACAACAAGCACAGAACUCUAAUCAAGAAGGAAGAGUUUUAUAA
Pelobates fuscus (common spadefoot toad) is the source of this 8397-nucleotide messenger RNA. RefSeq names its product IgGFc-binding protein-like. The coding region runs from base 1 to 8397 and encodes 2798 amino acids. The record is from RefSeq and is a predicted model, not a curated record. Gene Ontology annotation, cellular component: membrane. Gene Ontology annotation, molecular function: protein binding. The transcript has 32 exons. NCBI's taxonomy places the organism in Eukaryota, Metazoa, Chordata, Amphibia, Anura, Pelobatidae.